AUGGGACUUACGCUAACGACCUCCUCCUCCACCGACCUCAUCACCUACUCUGAUGCAGACUGGGAUCGCUGCCCGGACACACGACGCUCCACCUCGGGGUACUGUCUUCUCCAGGAGUUGCUUUGUGAUGUUCACAAGGCCACGCUCGUCUACUGCGACAACGUCUCCAUCGUGUACCUCUCCGCCAACCCGGUCCACCAUCGUCGAACGAAGCAUAUUGAGCUCGACAUACACUUUGUUCGUGAGCAGGUGGCUCUUGGGUGCAUCCGGGUCCUCAACAUCCCGACAGCGCAACAGUUCGCCGAUGUCAUGACGAAAGGACUGCCUACUUCUGUUUUCGAGGAGUCUAGUCAAAGGUCAAGCAGAAUCGACAACACCAUGGCCAUCCAUGUCCCACAGAACACUGUGCUGUACUGCGUGGCUAUCUGCGCUCCCCACCUCUACCGCUACUUCAGGACAAGAUCGAGGCAGACAGUUUGUCGUGUGCUGCUCGCAGUUGAACAGCCGACUGGCAAUCUGCUCUGGUUCAAUCCCAAGAAGGAGAGAGGUGGUGCAGAUAUGGCGCAGUGGAACGGCAUGGAGCAGGCAGCGACCAUCGCGCAGCUGGUGGGAGUGGAUGCGUUGGGGCUCAUCUCGACGAUUGUACAGGCAGCACAGACAGUUCAGCGCAACAAGGAGACCUGCCAGGAGCUUGUGCAGGAUGUGCAGUUGAUAAAUGGCCUGCUACGGAUGCUGCAAAACCCAGAGAUGAUGCAGCGAGAAGAGAUUGUAAACGCACUCAAUGGACUGGAGGGGACGCUCCGGGAGGCGUACAGCCUCGUCAGCUCCUGCCAGGACUGCAGCACCACAUAUCGCAUAUUCAUGGGAUGGAAACACACUGACCAGUUCCGACGUGUGAAGAAGAAGAUUGCCAAGCACCUCCGCUUCUACCCUAUGAUCUUCCAUGCUGACAUAACUUGUCGUCUCGAAAGAAUAAGCAAUGGCACGCUGUCGACGUGCUCAUCUCAGGACCAAGGAGGAGUGCUGACAUCAUCUACCAGCCACUCAAACUCUGAAGCUCGGACUGAAUGUAGUUUACGGCCUGUUGAAUUAGAAAGAUCGCAGGCAUGCAGGAGCGCUGAGUCCAUUGCAGUUGAGGAACACCAGCUAACAAGUCACCAGGAAAUUGCUGAACCUUUUGCCAGGAAGCAGAGGUUCCGGUGGGGUCACUGUUUGCCCUGGAAAAUGGUAGAAACAGCUCCUUGUAUUCAUGAACUCAACGGACCAGGGUUUUCAGGUUUCCAUUUCUCCCAAUUAUUGGCUGCUACAAAUAAUUUUGCAUUCCGAUGCAAAAUUAGAAGUUGUGGAUGCGCUGAUGUGUAUAAGGGACGAUUGGACAGUGGACUUGAAGUCAUGAUCAAAAGAUUUUAUCAAAAUAACUCCCAUUCUUCACUCGCAUUUGAAAAUGAAGUCCGCUUUCAUGCAAAGCUUCUACACAAAAACGUUGCUAAGCUCAUUGGAUGUUGCAGUGAAAGAGGAGAAGCACUUUUAGUCUAUGAAUCUCUGCCAAAUGGGUGUUUGUCUGACGUGGUAACUGGAACAAGGGUGUUGCUCAACUGGUCUGAGCGCUUCAAAAUAAUUUUAGGGAUAGCCCGUGGGGUGGCCUAUCUACAUGAUUGCUGUGGGAUACAAAUUAUGCAUGGGGAUUUAAAUCCACAAAGGAUUCUCUUAGAUUCUUAUAUGACUCCUAAGAUUACUGAUUUUGCUUUUGCAAAAGUGUGUAGUCCGGAUGGGCGUGAAAGACACAAGCGUAGUUUACUUGGUACAAGGGGUUAUAUGGAUCCUGGAUAUGUUAUUAACCGUAUUUACUCAGUGAAGAGUGACGUGUAUAGCUUUGGUAUCACUCUUCUUGAGAUAAUUACUGCAAAGAGGCCCGAUGCACUUUUCAAGGAUGCAGGUGAUCUUCUCAGAUUGCCGACAAUGGCAAAAUCAAUGGAGAUGUACCACAUGAUAGAUCCAGCAUUGCAUGGUGAAUCAAGAAUGACCGAGAUAAUGAAAUGCAUUCAGAUCGCAUUAUGGUGCUCCAGGCCCAAUGCGGGAGACCGGCCCAGCAUGUGGGAUGUUCUUCUGAUGCUCAGCUGCGAGAGUGCAACCUUACGUGUGCCGGAGCCAUUCCAGAGCCAGUGUGACACACAGGAGCUGUGUGAAGGGGUGCUAUCGGAUUCAGAGAUAACUGAACCAAGAUAGUAUGUGCGAUUCAAGGCCACAGAUUUCAUCGGGCUCUACAUGGCGCGCAGAGGAUAUUAAGUAGUAGUAGUAAAUUUUUUAGUUGAGUAUUUGCGCAUCAAUGGAGCGAUGAUAUGCGUACAUAACCAUUUCUUUUUGCACGUGCGUGUCACUGGUUAUGAUCGCAUGAAUCUCCUCAGUUUCUCACCCAAUACCCUGUAGUGUAGGUGUGCAUCGUGAUGUUUAUUCUGACUUUGAAGAGAAGGUUAUACUGUAGAUGUGUGAAUCUUGCAAUGUACACCAUGUUUCAU
Molecule: messenger RNA, 2516 nt
Organism: Triticum urartu
Lineage: Eukaryota; Viridiplantae; Streptophyta; Magnoliopsida; Poales; Poaceae
Source: RefSeq, a predicted model, not a curated record